AUGAAUGAUUAUUCACUGCUCUUGCUUCAUCAUUCUUUUGCUCAUGAGUAUCUUCCGCAGACGCUUCUCCAGAAAGUGGUUAAGGUUCAUGAAACUGCACACCACAGCAAGUUUCACCAAUCACCAUUGUUUUUCUCUGACAUCGAAUGCUUCAGGUUACCAGAGUCAUAUGGGACACUGCAAAGGGAUGCACCUCCGGUCCAGCUUUUACCUCACAAUCCCGAACCACCAGCUACAACCACGGCUACUGGUGAUGCUACCGCUUUUCCUGAGCAACCUAAGCAGCACAAUGUCGGUUUAGUUCAGGCUGCUAAGCAGCACUUCCAUUGUCAGAAGGAGGUGAAGAAGCUGAAUUAA
This is a messenger RNA of Thlaspi arvense, 357 nucleotides long. NCBI's taxonomy places the organism in Eukaryota, Viridiplantae, Streptophyta, Magnoliopsida, Brassicales, Brassicaceae. The record is from the annotation of a GenBank genome assembly.